AGCCGAUGACUCAUCUCUCACGGUAGAAGAUAGGAAAGGAGGAGCGAAGUCGAGGAGCGGUUCAUGGCGGAGCAUUCUGAGGAGUCGACCGUGACGGAGAAGAUCGAGGAGGAGCCACGCAAACCUGCUGGCUCCUCCUCCUCCUCCUCCGAUUCCGAGUCCGAUUGCGAGGAGCCGGUGCAGUCUUCCUCCGUCAAAGCCAAAGUCUACCGCCUCUUCGGCAGGGAGAAGCCCGUCCACCAAGUGCUCGGUGGCGGCAAAUCUGCUGAUGUGAUGCUGUGGAGGGACAAGAAGAUCUCAGCUGGAGCUCUCAGCGCUGCUACCGCUAUUUGGGUUAUGUUCGAGUUAGUCGGCUACCAUCUGUUGACUUUUGUGUGCCAUGGCCUCAUACUCUCUUUAGUGAUCCUCUUCUUGUGGUCCAAAGCUUGCACCUUUAUCAACAAAUCUCCGCCACGAAUUCCAGAGGUGAGCAUUCCUGAAGACCAAGCUGUGCAAGUUGCGCGCACGCUUAGGUAUGAGAUGAACAGGGCCUUAGCUGUUCUCAGGGAGGUUGCACUGGGACGGGAUGUAAAGAAGUUUCUUACUGUGAUUGCUGGGCUCUGGUUGCUGUCGAUGGUCGGAAGCUCGGUCAAUUUCUUGACCUUGGUAUACAUAUUGUUCGUGACACUGCACACAGUGCCAGUUCUCUACGAGAAGUACGAGGAUAAGGUCGAUGCUGCAGCGGAAAAGGCGAUGGCAGAGAUCAAGAAGCAGUAUGCUGUGCUUGAUGACAAGGUUCUUAGUAAGAUCCCUAGGGGUCCGUUGAAGGACAAGAAGCACUAGACUGUAGAAGGUACUCCGUUAUGUAUUAGGUUUUGCUUGGCAGUGGAUACAUGUGGCUUUCUUAGUAUUGUCAUGGCUUAUCUGUGGUUAGAUCAGAACACUUAUAUUCAACUUGUUUAGACAGUACUUAGCUUUAUAACUUGGAUGGAUCUAGCUUUGUGAUUUGAAGUUUUCGUCUCUAGGUCAAUCUCUAUUAUAAUCAAGCUCGCAUCAUCUUGAUGCAAGUAGUUUCAAUGUCUGUAGAACUAAUAUGCACAAACUACAAUGCUCUCACACACUGUGUUAGCAUUCUGAUGUAUGCUAUGUUCAAUCUGAA
This is a messenger RNA of Musa acuminata subsp. malaccensis (wild Malaysian banana), 1138 nucleotides long. Its product is annotated as reticulon-like protein B2. The record is from RefSeq and is a predicted model, not a curated record. Lineage: Eukaryota; Viridiplantae; Streptophyta; Magnoliopsida; Zingiberales; Musaceae.